Molecule: messenger RNA, 1530 nt
Organism: Penicillium digitatum Pd1
Lineage: Eukaryota; Fungi; Ascomycota; Eurotiomycetes; Eurotiales; Aspergillaceae
Product: putative neutral amino acid permease
Biological process (GO): amino acid transmembrane transport
Molecular function (GO): L-amino acid transmembrane transporter activity
Source: RefSeq, a predicted model, not a curated record
AUGGCUCGACCAAAUGAAUCACAAACUCCUGUCAGCUGGGACCAUGACUGGGAUUAUGACAACAGCCUCGAGCUGUCUGACAAGUCUGAGCAGGAGCCCAAGCUCAAGGACUUCGACAUCGAGGGCCAGGGCUGCUGUGGCUCCCAGCACAAUGUCACUACCGUCGACGGAUCAUCAAUAACGGAAAGCAUUGGUCACCAGAUUAAGAUGGAGUCAGAGAAUACAAUCAAAUACCGCACGUGCAGUUGGCAAAAGACUGCUGCUUUGCUUUUCUCUGAGUAUAUCUGUCUGGCUAUUAUGUCCUUUCCCUGGUCAUAUUCCAUUCUGGGCCUGGUUCCCGGUUUGAUCUUGACUGUGGUUAUUGCCGGCAUUGUCCUCUAUACCUCGCUGAUUACCUGGAGAUUCUGUCUGCGACACCCGGAAGUCCGCGACGUUUGCGAUAUCGGCCAGUAUCUGUUCUGGGACUCCAAGAUUGCGUGGUGGGCCACAGCAGUCAUGUUCCUCCUGAACAAUACCUUCAUUCAGAGCUUGCACUGUGUGGUGGGCUCCGAGUACCUGAAUACGAUGUCAAACGGCGCAGUCUGUACGGUCGUCUUCUCGAUGAUCGUCGCCAUCAUUUCCUGGGUUUUUUCACUGCCCCGCACCUUCAGUACACUGUCAAAAGUCGCGACCCUCUCGGCAUUUUUCACAUUCAUUUCCGUCAUCCUGGCUGCUACAUUUGCUGCCGUGGAAGAUCACCCCACAAAAUACUCCGCUGCAACUGGAGACCCAAUCGUCCUCGUUAUCCCGGCCAAGGGCACCACAUUUGUCAAGGGCAUGAAUGCCUUUUUGAACAUCAGCUACACCUUCAUCGGCCAAAUCACCCUCCCCAGUUUCAUCGCCGAAAUGAAAGAGCCCCGCGACUUCUGGAAGUCCGUAACAGUCGUAACAAUCGCUGAGAUCAUCGUCUUCAGCGUUGUCGGUGCAGUCACCUACAACUACGUGGGUAGCCAAUACAUGGUUGCGCCAGCCUUCGGCUCCAUCGGCGAUGACCUUUUCAAGAAGGUCUCCUUCUCGUUCAUGAUCCCGACUAUCAUUUUCUUGGGCGUGUUAUACGCCUCCGUCUCAGCCCGUUUCAUCUUCUUCCGCUUGUUCGAGGGCACCCGCCACAAGGGCAACAACACUGUCGUUGGCUGGGCUGCUUGGGGUGGAAUUCUUGCUGCACUUUGGGUCGCCGCCUUUUUCAUUGCAGAAGUCAUUCCCUUCUUCUCCGAUUUGUUGUCGAUCAUGAGCGCGCUCUUUGAUUCUUUCUUCGGUUUCAUUUUCUGGGGCACGGCAUAUAUCCGCAUGCGCGCUGCGGAUCACGGACCCCGUUUCUUUAUGGUCCGUGGGAUUCGAGGCUGGCUCGGAUUCAUUUUUAAUGUCUUCUUAAUUCUCGUUGGUUUCUUCUUUUUGGGACCUGGGACAUACGCCGCUGUUAUGUCCGUGGUCAAUAGCUAUGCGGAUGGCACUGUCCGUGGUGUUUUCACCUGUGCCAGCAAUGGACUGUAA